AUGAUGGUGGACCUAUGGGACGCACGCCACAGGUGCACCAGGAAGGAGCAGUGCGAACGGUCCAGCGAGCCCCGGAGGUUUGCCUCGGAGAUGAAGCAAUGUGUCCAACUCACCGUGCAUCCCAACAACAUCUCCGUCUCCCAGUACAGCGUGACGCUGGUGUUGGAGGCCUACAACGUGCCUGAGCUAUCCCAUGGAGUCAAUUGCUCCUUUGGAGACCUGGCAGAAAUGGACGGAGUGGUGUCAGGGAACAAGAUCAAGUGCCUGUCGCCAGCAGCCAAAGAGGUCCCGAAGAUCAUCACGGAAAAUGGAGACCACCACGUUGUCCAGCUCCAGCUCAAAUCCAAAGAAACCGGCAUGACUUUUGCCAGCACCAGCUUUGUCUUCUACAACUGCAGCGUCCACACCUCGUGCCUCUCGUGCGUAGAAAGCCCCUACCGAUGCUAUUGGUGUAAAUAUCGUCAUGUUUGCACCCACGAACCUCGCAAUUGUCACUUCCUGGAAGGACAAGUCAAACUCCCUGAGUAUUCCUAUGACGGGAUGGAGAUUAACAGCCUGCCGGUGGAUCUGACGGUCGUGUGGAAUGGGAAUUUCAACAUUGACAACCCAGCCCAGAAUAAAGUCCACCUGUACAAGUGUGGAGCCAUGAGGGACAGCUGUGGGUUGUGUCUGAAGGCGGACCCCGACUAUGAGUGUGGCUGGUGUGAAGACUUGAACCAGUGUACGCUGAAGCACCAUUGCCCCGUCCUGGAGAACCGUUGGCUGGAACUUUUGGGGACCGGCGGCAAGUGCACCAACCCCAAGAUUAUGGAA
This is a messenger RNA of Notechis scutatus (mainland tiger snake), 813 nucleotides long. NCBI's taxonomy places the organism in Eukaryota, Metazoa, Chordata, Lepidosauria, Squamata, Elapidae. The record is from RefSeq and is a predicted model, not a curated record.